AUGAAUCGUUUUGGUGAUAUUGAUGCUUCAUUUAAAAGACUUCCCCCAGUUUACGGUUACCAUGCCGAAAAACUUGUUUCACUUGAAGAGGCACUGCAGGCUAUCAAAGCUCACAUUAAUGGACUACCUCAUUUUAUAAAGAUAGCUAAACAAUACUGUCAUUUUCCAUCUGAACAUGGCUUGUCACAUGAUCAAUCAGCUGCUGUAUAUAUUUAUACGAUGGAAUGGGGCGAGACUACUUUAUAUCGUGUAUUGAAUAAAGCCUUACGUUCUGAAAAUCGACAAGCAUUAAAGAUAUGGUUUCCAUAUUUAAAACUUUUUGAUACAGCAUUAGACCUGUUGCCGACUGUGAAAGAAGGAGUAUGGAGAGGUAUUCCUCUUGAUAUUUGCAAGAAUUUUACUAAAAAUCAAACAUUGACAUGGUGGAGUUUUAAUUCGUGCUCAUCAUCAGUCAACGUGAUAAAAAAUUUUCUUGGUGGCGAAAAUAAUGCAACACUUUUUCUUAUUGAAACUUUCAAUGGGAAAAAGAUUUCUGGUUAUACAGAAUAUGAAAAUGAAGAUGAAAUCAUUUUACGAAUGGGAACUCGGUUCCGCGUGAAGAGUGAUAUUUUAAAGCAAUCUAAUGGAUCAUAUCUCGUACAUUUAAUUGAACUUGGUGAUAAUAAUGAUCAACCAUUAGCAUCGGAUAUCAAUCAAUUGAAACUGACUGCGGCACCAUUCAAUACAAGUACUCUGGGUAAUGAACGUUUAAAAACUGAAAAUCUUGAUAAAUUACAACGUUAUCAACAAGAUAUUCAAUGUAUUAAUGCAGCAUUUAUUGAAAUUGAACAACGUGCACAAAAUCAUGAACGUACAAUAACUAUGUUAAGACAAGAUAUACAAGAAUUACAAGAAAAUUUACAAGAAGAAAAUCGUCAAAAAAUGAAUACAUUAACUAAACUUUGUCAAACAGAAGAUUUACUUAACGAAUUAAAAGAUCAAUUAGAUGAUAAAGAAGAAGAACGUCAUAAAACCGAAAGUAAAUUACAACAAUUAACACAACAAAAUACAGAAUUACGUCGACAAGCUGAACAAGUUAAAGUUGAACAAAUGAAAGAAUUACGUCGACAAUUUCAACGUGAAAAAGAAACUAUAUUAAAACAAUUCGAUGAUGAAAAAUUAUUAAAUACAAAAUUAACUAAAUCAAAUCAAAAAUUUUCAAAUGAUAUUGCUGAUAUAACUGUUGAAUUAGAACGUUAUCGUACAAUUGUACAAAAUGUUGAAAAACAACAACGUUCAUUUGAUAAACGUAUACAAGAUGAAAAAAUUUUACAAGAUAAAUUAAGACAAGAACGUGAUCAAAAUGAACGUGAAAUGCGUGAAAAAGAAACCCAACGUUUGAAUUUAUUAAGAGAUUUAGAAGAACGUAAUUUAGCAUAUGAUGAUUUAGAUAAAUGUUUUAGACAAUUACGCACAGAAAUUGAUGAUAUGUUAUCAACUAAAGAUGAUAUUGGAAAAAAUAUACAUGAAUUAGAAAGAAUUAAACAGGCAACUGUCGAAGAACAAAAACAACAAAUAAUUGAACUUGAAGAUGAACUACAAGCAGCUGAAGAUGCACGUUUACGUUGUGAAGUAAAUAUAAGUGCACUUAAACAACAAAUGGAAAAACAUGCACAUGAAAAUAAUGAACAAAUUGAAGAUCGUAUACGUUCAUUAAAUAAACAAUUAAAAGAAUAUGAAUUAGAACUUGAUGAAGAAAGAAAAUCUAAACAACAAAUUCUUCAACAACGUAAAAAAAUUGAAAUUGAUUUACAAGAUUCACGCCAGCAACUUGAGGAAGCCAAUACACAAAAAGAAGAAUCUUUACGUAAUACACGUCGAUUACAAACUCAAAUUCGUGAAGUAACACGUGAAAUGGAAGAAAUAAAAGUAAUACGUAAUGAAUCAUUGAUGAAUGCUAAAGAAUGGCAAACUAAAAUCAAAACUCUUGAACAAAGUCUUCAACAAUUAAUGGAUGAAAAAGAUCUUGUUGAUCGACAACGUCGUCAAGCACAAGCAGAACGUGAUGAACUUCAACAAGAAUUAGCUGCUAUUGGUAGUGGAAAAGGCGCAUUUAUUGAUGAAAAACGUCGACUUGAAGCACGUAUAGCACAACUUGAAGAAGAAUUAGAGGAAGAACAAAAAAAUACAGAAAUUAUUGGUGAUAAACAUAAAAAAUUAGCAAUAACUGUUGAACAACUUAUGCUUGAUCUUGCUGCUGCAAAAGCUAAUAAUCAAAAAGCUGACGCUCUACGUAGUAAUCUUGAACGACAAAAUCAAGAAUUACGUGAAAAACUUGAAGAAAAUGAAGAAUUUGGUAAAGAAAAAUUAAGAGCAAUGCGUGGAGCACUUGAAGCUAAAGUUCAUGCACUUGAAGAACAACUCGAUGGUGAAGUUCGAGAAAAACAAAAAAUUAGUCGAAGUGUUCGUACACUUGAAAAAUGUCUUCGUGACGCUACUGCUAUUGCUGAUGAAUCUCGAAAACAAUCAGAUGCUUAUAAAGAACAAGCUGAAAAAGCAAGUGUACGUGUACGUAAUAUGAAACGAAGAGAAGAAAAAGUAACACAAAUGACACAUCGUUUACGUAAAGCAUUACGAGAAAAAGAUGAAAUUGAAGAUAAUCCAACAUAUCAACGAGCACGCCCUUCAACAGCUCAUAGUUCUUCAACAUCUUACGUACGAACACUUGUAACAUCAACAAAAUAUUAUUCCGAAUUAUCUGAUGAUGAUUUACAAUCUGAAGCAACAAACGCAAGUGUAUCAGAGACACUUAAUGGUGGUAAUUCAACAAUACGAAACAGUGUUGCUGGCGAUUUAAAUAAUGGCAAUCAUUAA
Rotaria sp. Silwood1 is the source of this 2853-nucleotide messenger RNA. Lineage: Eukaryota; Metazoa; Rotifera; Eurotatoria; Philodinida; Philodinidae. The record is from the annotation of a GenBank genome assembly.